Molecule: messenger RNA, 2586 nt
Organism: Cornus florida
Lineage: Eukaryota; Viridiplantae; Streptophyta; Magnoliopsida; Cornales; Cornaceae
Exons: 2
Coding region: 310-693 (127 amino acids)
Source: RefSeq, a predicted model, not a curated record
UAAUGAUUAAUGAAAUACUUUGUGUACAAUCUUUCAGAAAUCUCUGGCGUGAUUGGGAUUAGGGGAGAAAUAAUGGGAGGUGGUAACAGGAGGGACGAUGGAUCGUUGGUGAUCAACAAUAACAAUGUGUUUUCAGCGCUUGAGAGUCUUAGGAAGAAGAAGAAAACUGGUAAGUCAAAGAACAAUAGUUCUUCAAAUGCCCAAGUGUUACAAGGGGAAACUUGUCCCAUAUCGGAUCCGGAUGGGAAGUGACAUGGGUAUAAAUGGGUGGGUAUGCAGCACUACCCAACAGUUCGAGCUUUUGUGUAAAUGGGCAAGCGCCCACCCGUUACACCAAGCGAGGAACCAGAGAAGCAGGUUUUCUGGGCCCUAGCACCACUGAAGGUGAAAUUGUGGGCAGAUGUUGAUGAUGAGGACGAUGACGAUUAUUAUACAACCAUGGCUCCUCCUCAAUCUGUUUGGGGUUUGUCGGGAGCUCAGCAUGUUGAGGAGAAGCCAGGUCCUGAAGAGGAAAUUGGAAGUGGAGAAGAUAUUCUUGAUGAAGGUGGUGAUGAUGUGGAGGAAGAGCAUGACCGGAACCAGAUGUUACAGUACAUCCCUGAGUCAGUGGUAAAGAAGGCCGCUGAAGUUUCUUACGCACCUAAAGAGGCAGAAAGACGGCUUUUUUGGGAGUAUUUAUUUAUUUAUUUCUGAUGAUCUAUUUCUAUCCCACAUCUGUUUAGUAAUAUGCAAAUCCGUAUUACAUAGAUUCUCCUUGAUGUAUCCGUGUCGAAACAACAUGACAUGGGGGAUAUCUAUUAGAUACAUGAACCUAAAGCUGGCAUCCUGAUACUAUACAUCCAAUGAUGGAGGAAGAACUAAUAGCUCAAAUGUUAUAGGAAAAAAAUGUUCUUUACACUUUUUGAUAGAUGAAAACUCAUUUUUUCUUAACGUGGGUAGUGUUAGUAAGGAUAUGAUAACAUAUGGUUUGGUUGAGGCUAUGACCUUCUAUAGAACAGAAAGGAAAAAUAGAAUUAUGUAACCGACUCCAAGUAUUUGAAAGAAAGACUUUGUUGUUGUUUUAUGGAAACCGCUUUUUUUCAUUACCAUAGCUGGGAGGGAUACUGUAUCUACCCUUAAUUUAAUUUAGACACUGCUCGAAUGCCUUUAUGUCCCUCAGCCACUUUCGGAGAUGCCUAAACUGACCAUCCAAAAGCAUUUGCUUCCGUUUUCUCGAAAGCCCAGGCCCAAGAAGUUGAAGUUUCUCUUACCAAAGCUCUUUACCAGUUCCCCAAGAAGUUGAAGCUUCUCUUGCCAAAGCUCUUUAACCAAGGCCUAGCGGUACCAGGGCCCUACUUCCCAAAGAGAGGUCAGGGAUUUGAGCCUCCACGGAGGCAUGUGUGUGUAAGUACCAACUAGGGAAAAAAAAAAUUUAUGACUACAGUCCUAUUAGUGCAAUGGCUGGUAGACUUUUUGGUACAAAAAGAAUAAUUGAUAGUCAUAGCAAGUUGGAAAUUCUGUUCUAUUGAAGGGGUUCAUUGAAGAACAAUAUUAACAUACAUUACACAAUUAUAUCGUGUAAUAUAUUUAAAUGUGUAGGAGGGGUCUAUGUAUCCAUAGUUAACUUCUAGACACAUUUGAAGUCAAGUUUCUAAAUCCUUGGAUUGGGGAUUCAAGGAAGUCGGAGACUUGGUCACACGCUAGUCCUUGAUACACGUACUCGGUUCCAUAUUAAGUCCUUGUAAUUUGGACGAAAAUGAUGUUUCUAACUCUCACAUGCACACAAAACCAUGUCAGCACCCUUUCACCCAUGCAUCCAUGAUCCACCUCCCACACCUUUUAAUCCCCCAGAUUGCAGUGAAUAUUGUAAUUCUAUCACUUCUUCUUCUUCAUGCUAUCUUCAAAUUGGUAAUGGUCUUAAUCAUUAAAUGGCACUUCCCUCUGAACUAUGAAGUAGUUUUUUACUGUAUGAUUCUCUUGUGAUAUUGCUAUAAAUUUGUUUGGCACAUGAAGAUUUAGUAAAAGGUCGUCACUCGUCAGAGACUAAGUGCAUCGCGAGUAUAUGGAAGCUUGAAGACAAAACUGUUUUGUCCGAUACAGAAAAUUCUUUAGUCAAGAAAAAGGAUUGCUAUCGUGUGUUGUCAUAUUUACUAAUUGAAAAUGGGGCUACAAAUUUAUGUAUUCCUUGUUAGCAAUUCUUGUUGACCAUUUGAAAAUUUGAUAUUAAUUUUGUGGUGUGUUUUCAGUUGGAAAAGUUUUAAUUUCUACCAUAUUUGUAAUUCAUAUAUUGAGAGUGUUUGUCUAAACUCUAAGAUCAUCUUCCUUUGGUUGCACUUGCAUAUGCUGCAAAAGAGAAGCAAGAAGGGGUACCAAACUGAGAUAGAGAUCGAGAUACGGCGAAGAAAGAAAAUGCCCCUGCAGAGUCCAAAACCGCAAAGAAAAAGAAAAAGAAGGAUAAAUCUUCCAAGGAGGUGAAGGAAUCAUAUGAUCAGACCAACAGCUCAGAUGCAACUAAUGGACCAGUGAAUGCUGCUGGGACCGAGCAAGCAGAAGAAGAUGCAUCUACGGUUGAUGUAAAAGAGCGGCUAAAGAAGAUGGCAUCUAUGA